AGUGCAGCGUGUAUAAAUCACAUCAACACACACAGCAGAGACGCGCGCGGGAAGAAGAAAAGGGCGUUUCUGUGUGUGGGGGGUGGAAAGGCCGUAUGGAGAGACUUCGCUCUCCGACCACGGAGCUGAGUAGGGGUCUGGGCGCCCUACGCCUGGGCCAGCAAUCCCUUACGCCUCCUAAAUGCGGGGAGGAGAGUGAUGAUGGACAAGCAGUUUCAAACGCUGACUUCACUCCACUCUCUAUGAGGGAACGCCACGUGGAGAUCGACACUCAAAAUACCCACCAAACUCCAAAUGAACAAUUCUCAUCACGUUACCAAGAACCCGGACAUGCAUCUGGCUUUUCUAGGUUUUGCGACAACGCCGGGAAGCGACCUCCCUUGGUCUUUUCCCAUUUGGAGCACACCCCUGUCGCUGGAGACAGCGACUGUGUCCCAUUCCAAGGUGGUGUGGAACAGAACCAGCAUCACUGCCUCUCGUGUUGCGCGAGAAGAACGAGUGAAGCAAGUGCUGUUCACGGAAGUGGUUGGGAACAAGAUGGUCAACUGCUCACUCAGUUACAAUCACUGACAGUAUCGCCUAGCUCAGGUAUAGGGAGAAUGCGGGAAGAAGAUGGAGCUGCCCCUCAAUUAUUCGGACAUGAUUAUCUCCAGAGAGGCACUGAGUCGUCGGAGAGUGGUUGUGCCUGUGGAGGCCACACCCCACAGUGGGCGUGGUCUCGUGGUUGUCACGGCAACUGUCGCGACGAGGCCCUGGGGGUGGGGUAUGUUGACGAUGUCACAGUGGAGGACCUGGCUGGGUACUUUGACCAGAUGCUGCAUCUACCGAGACCAAUGUCUGAUAUGGCUCAGCUCAUGUACACCUGACUAAAUACUAAUAAUUGUCACUGAAUUUGGUUUCAUAAUUGUUCCCCAAUAAUUAGGAACAUAAUGUAUUCUGCGAUGAAGUGCUGGCUGAUUUCGUUGAGAUGGAAGCUGAUUACA
Geodia barretti is the source of this 983-nucleotide messenger RNA. The record is from the annotation of a GenBank genome assembly. NCBI's taxonomy places the organism in Eukaryota, Metazoa, Porifera, Demospongiae, Tetractinellida, Geodiidae.